AUGGCUGACGCCGACUACAACCCCGAGGAGGCCGCAGAGCUCAAGAAGAAGAGAACGUUCCGAAAGUUUUCCUACAGAGGCAUUGAUCUUGACCAGCUUCUCGACAUCCCCUCCAACGAACUUCUCACUGUCCUCCAUGCCCGCGCCCGUCGCCGGUUCAACCGAGGCCUUAAGCGCCGCCCGAUGGGUCUGAUCAAGAAAUUGCGAAAGGCCAAGCAGAACGCAAAGCCCAACGAGAAGCCCGACUUGGUCAAGACACAUCUGCGAGACAUGAUCAUUGUGCCCGAGAUGAUUGGCAGCGUCAUCGGCAUCUACAGCGGCAAGGAGUUCAACCAGGUCGAAAUCAAGCCCGAGAUGGUCGGCCACUACCUCGGCGAAUUCUCCAUCUCAUACAAGCCUGUCAAGCACGGUAGACCCGGUAUCGGUGCCACCCAUUCUUCAAGAUUCAUUCCGUUGAAGUAA
Messenger RNA from Capronia coronata CBS 617.96, 462 nucleotides. RefSeq names its product 40S ribosomal protein S15. Gene Ontology annotation, biological process: ribosomal small subunit assembly; translation. NCBI's taxonomy places the organism in Eukaryota, Fungi, Ascomycota, Eurotiomycetes, Chaetothyriales, Herpotrichiellaceae. The coding region runs from base 1 to 462 and encodes 153 amino acids. The record is from RefSeq and is a predicted model, not a curated record. Gene Ontology annotation, cellular component: ribosome; cytosolic small ribosomal subunit. The transcript has 3 exons. Gene Ontology annotation, molecular function: structural constituent of ribosome; RNA binding.